UUAGAGGCUGUAUUGCAAACAUGCGAUUUGAUGGCGAAUUGCUAAAGAAGAGAAGCUCUAACUGCGACCAGUGGAAUCCGGUUCAUCGGCGUCUAUCACUGACCUUCUAGGUUAGUAUAUGUCAAAAGACUGCUGGCAUACUCCGACCGAGCAUUAAUUCAUAGUACGAUCGGGUUAGUAAAGUUGAGUAUUUUAGAGUUCAAAAAAAAUAUUCCGAAAGAACGGAUUUGGGCGUAUUGCUUAACAAAAAAUUACAUUAAUACAAAGGGAAAAGAUUUACAGUCAAGUUUGUAAAAUGAAUUACUUACCAUCAUUAAAGAGGUGUUUUCAAGGAACACGUACUUUUGUGUUUAAUUUUUUUUUUACCGAUUGGUUGGCAAGUUGCCAUUGCAGAAGGAAGGUGAAAGAUGAAAGCACGAUGUAUCAACAUUCAAUAAAUCAUAAUUUGGAAAAAAUAAGAUUUGUUGAUGUAGAUAUUUUGUUUAAUUUAUUCUCCUCAUUAUCUCACAUAAUCUCACACACGUAAGGGUUGCAGAACCCUGGAAUUGUCAACUUAAACAUGCAGUGGUUUGCUGUGCGCUUGUUCAGCAGUGCAAUCGUUCUUUACACUCGGGGCGGUCGCUUUCUGCUGUUUCGCUUCCAAAACGUUGAUUCUAUAUUCUUGCAGAGUGGAAUAGUGUUUUUAUGCGGCUGUGGCUUCUAUCAUCUAACGUCUUUUUAAACGCUCACGCCCUUCAAAUACUGAAUAUGGAGCUGAAGCUGAGUCAAGCGCUCGUGUCCGGUAGAGCGGCCGAUGAGUCGGAAGAGUUGCAGUUUCUGUUUUUCGAGGACCAAGAGCUGAAACUAGACGAACAACGGGACAAAGAGGAAAACAAGCAGCCACAGCAAAAUGUGAAAUUGUGCUAUGAACCUGGUAGUCAGUACUGUACCUUUUGCAUGACCACGUUAAUGCGUGAGGGUCACGUGGCGGGGGAGUCGUGCAACUUCCGGUUUUGCGGCAAAUACGACAGGCAGAUCUGUGAGCCAAUCAUCAAAGUAAAAUCAGAAGAAUAUGAAAAUAAGGAGCCAGAAAAGGAUAAAGCGAAAUGAGGGAAAGAGACGCGACGCAGCACACGCAUACGUGCCAUGUAGUCGAAUGUUGUGCAAUGGUCAACAUACACCCACCGACUGUCGAGCGUUCGAUAUAAUUGUACGUAUCCCAAGAAAACCACAGGGCAACUAGUGUUUUCGAUUGGUUUUCCAGCAACGGAAAGGCUAGGACAAGGGUAGCCUAGGUUGUUUUUUGUAUGGCCGUUGCCAUGUAGGUGAUUCUCGUUUAUCUCUUCGACUUCUUCAACUCGUUUUUUUUUCGCAGGUUCGCAGGGACUUUUUGCGCAGGUGCGAUAGGGCGUAGUGCUAUUAUUUGUAUUUAAUGUUUUCCUCAAUCGACCAACCGUAUGUGUGAUGAUUGCAGGGGUAGAACCCUCCGUUUAUGAGAAAGCUCUCUUUGUUUGGUGUGACUCCGCCCGACGUUGUCUACAAUCAACUCCUUGUUGGGUAAAACAUAAUCGCUAAAGAAGCAUCACUAGAAAGAUUUCAGUUAAGGGAGGAUACAUUGUUCUGUCAUUCACUCUUUAGGUUACAAUGGACUUAUGAGGAGAAUACUUACUUACUUAUUUAUCCGGCGCUAUAACCGUUUUGCGAUCUUCAGGACCUGCUUCAGGAGUGUCCGAAACCGCUAAACCAUUGGUCUAUUGUGGGCCAAAAAGGUAAAAUAGAUGACAUGACCAACCGUGAAAAACUGUUUGUAGCGCUGGAGAAAGUCUGGAUAAAUUUAAACCCUCAACACAUUCAAACCUCGUUGAAAGUAUGUCACCUCGCUGUCAAACUGUUAUUGAAGCGUGAGAUGGUCAUAAAAACUAUUGGUUAUAGUAAUUAUAAUUUAGAGCUAUCGAUUCUCAAAGUGCGCACUUUACUUUGUCUAUCUGAAAAAUGAAUUACGCUGCUAUUAGAUCAAACUUCUAGAAAUAUAUGUAACAUCACCAAGGUAUUAAUUUUGAACUUACAAAAUGCUAUAAUUUAUCAAAAGAAAGCUUACUAAAAUGUCCAAUGCAAGAAUAGUUAUAGCGAUGUUUAUAUAUGAAUAACAAGUGCUUAUUUAUUUUUGUCU
Messenger RNA from Anopheles gambiae (African malaria mosquito), 2149 nucleotides. RefSeq lists its product as uncharacterized. Bases 685 to 1089 code for a protein of 134 amino acids. NCBI's taxonomy places the organism in Eukaryota, Metazoa, Arthropoda, Insecta, Diptera, Culicidae. The record is from RefSeq and is a predicted model, not a curated record. The transcript is spliced from 2 exons.